Messenger RNA from Scatophagus argus, 3058 nucleotides. RefSeq names its product ST8 alpha-N-acetyl-neuraminide alpha-2,8-sialyltransferase 2 (gene st8sia2). The transcript has 6 exons. The coding region runs from base 411 to 1562 and encodes 383 amino acids. Gene Ontology annotation, molecular function: alpha-N-acetylneuraminate alpha-2,8-sialyltransferase activity. Gene Ontology annotation, biological process: N-glycan processing; oligosaccharide metabolic process. NCBI's taxonomy places the organism in Eukaryota, Metazoa, Chordata, Actinopteri, Scatophagidae. The record is from RefSeq and is a predicted model, not a curated record.
UGCUGCUGCCGCCGGUGAACACGGAGAGCUGUGUCCCUGCGCCUUUAAGGCUGCAUGUGGUCUACAGCUCAGUGCUCCCAUGGCAGGCUCUGUAGGUGCACGCUUUCAAAGUUUGACUGGGGAAUAGAGGUAACAGUGGAGACGGCAGCAAGCCAGCGUCGCCCCGCCGGGAAACAAGAAGACACAAGGCAAUCAGCAUCAUCUGAGGGCGCCGGAGGAGAGGAGGGGACGCAGGGGGGGGAGAAGAGCGGCAGCGGCGGAGAAGGACAGCAGCUUGUGUCCGGCGUUAAGAACAAUGGGGAGAAAUGACUGAGCGGAUUUUCGAUUUGUAGAGAUGGAAAACACAAGAAGGUUAAUGUAACACUGUGUUUGGUGGAAGCAGCGAGUCCGGGCUGCUCACCCUCUCAACCAUGCCGCUUGUGUUCCGCACGCUGUUGUUCGCCUUUGUAACGCUGCUGGUUGUGGUUUUGAUCAUAGAUGAUAUUGCAGAAGUGGAGGAAGAAACUGCAAAUAAUGGACAUUCAAAGAAGAUGAACUUGCACCGACUCAUCCCUAAACCGCACAGAGAAGCACAUGUGGACCCGACUGUUUCGGCAAGAUCGAGCAAAGACUUAAGUCUUCCCAGUCCGAGCUAUAAUAACACCAAGCUCUCGUCAAACAGAUGGACCUUCAACAAGACCCUCUCCAACCUCAUCAGGAAAAAUAUUCUAAGAUUUCUUGAUCCAGAGAGAGACAUCUCUAUUCUGAAGGGCACACUGAAACCAGGAGAUAUCAUCCAUUAUGUUUUUGAUCGCCACAGCACCACAAACAUCUCAGAGAAUCUCUACCGUCUUCUGCCAACCGUGUCCCCCAUGAAAAACCAACAUCACAGGCGCUGUGCCAUUGUGGGAAAUUCUGGGAUCCUGCUCAAUAGCAGCUGUGGACCCGAGAUUGACUCUCACGACUUUGUUAUCAGGUGUAAUCUGGCACCAGUGGAGGAAUACCAUCAGGACGUAGGCCAGCGUACCAACUUGGUGACUAUGAACCCUUCAGUGGUGCAGCGGGCUUUCCAAGACCUGGUCAGCGAAGAGUGGAGGAAUCGCUUCUUGCACCGGCUCCAAAGCCUCAGCGGCAGCGUUCUGUGGAUCCCGGCCUUCAUGGCCAAGGGGGGAGAGGAGCGGGUGGAGUGGGCCCUUCGUCUCAUCCUGCUGCACACUGUGGAUGUGCGCACCGCCUUUCCCUCACUGCGGCUACUACACGCCGUCAGAGGGUAUUGGCUAACCAACAAUGUCCACAUCAAGCGUCCGACCACCGGUCUCCUCAUGUAUACGAUGGCCACUCGCUUCUGUGAGGAGAUCCAUCUUUAUGGGUUUUGGCCCUUCCCGCUCAACCCGCAUGGCCAACCGGUCAAGUACCACUAUUAUGAUACUCUAAAGUAUGAGUACACAUCCAGCUCAAGCCCUCACACCAUGCCUUUGGAGUUCAGGACCUUGAGUGCAUUGCACAGACAGGGGGCGCUCCGGCUCCACACUGGGAUCUGUGAUGCAGAGAGGAGACCACAGAAGGAGCUCCAGCGCAAAUAAUCUUCCUGGAAAGCACUUUUUUGACCAAGGAGACAUUGUACAAAAGGUUUACUGGUUAUCUUACUUUUAUGAAACUAGAAUGAACUUAUUUUCACUAAUUGGAAUGACCUUUUUUCUAUUUCAAGCUCUUUUAGUGACUUGUUUCACUGGUUUCCUUUACCUUUUAAUGAGAUUUCUACAGAAACCUUUAAAAUAAUGAGACCCUUUUUGUUCAGCUGGUGUAACCCAACUGUUAAUGGAAAUCAUGUCAUGUCCAGCUGCUGGCCCCUUAUUUUCCUUAAACAGCCAACUUUAAGCUGUCAAGGUCAGGUUUCCAGUAAGUUAUGGAUUAAGGGUACAGAACGCAUGUUUAUGUUUUUUAAAUUAAUCAUGGGAUGGCAUAAAUGAAUGCUCCCGGUUCAUUGUAUGAUAGGGCUCAUUUAAUAGUGAGUAGCUUAGCCAGCAUGUCAACAGCGCAAAGAGCUGUUGAAUUAAUGGCUGUUGUGAGUCACUGGUUGGGCCACAAGAUGGAAGCACUUAAUAAUCAGGGAGAGUGAUGUUAAAAGAAACAACUACUGUUCAAACAUUAGAUUUUAAUAUGAUGAACCCUUUUGAUUGUUAGACAUUAAGGUAAUACUCAAACUUGUGGUUAGAUAGACAAGAUUGUAUGCUUUUGUAGCUUCUUAUAAAGCACAUCAGCUGGUGUUCAUAGUCAAACAGGUAGAAAUUCAAGUAGUCCAGGCAGACCAGAACUGCCAUGUGCUAACAUUCGGUUACCUUGAGAGCCAAAUGAAGGAGUGGAAGCAUGUUGAAAUGUAUUCAUCUUCAGGGAGGUUAAUAAAGGAGUGUACCAGCUGUUCACAUAAGAAUGUUUACACAGACUCUGCAGACAGUAAACUCACUUUGUUAACUUUUCUCAAGGAGCACCAGCCCUGUUUCUGCACUGCAAAUGUUGGUGGUGGGAGGUCAGGGAGUAGUUGUGUUGUGGUAGUAAGAAAAGCUUUGCUUUGUAUUUUUAAUGAAUGUAUUGGUGAUAUUCUCAGAAACGUGAGGAAUAGGCCCCAUAAUGUGCUUUAAAUGAAUCCAGUUAGCAAUAGUUUAGAUGAAGCUGAUCAUUUGAAUGCCUUUAUUCACUUGAGAGAAUGUACUCGCAUAGUGUGUUUGGGUUUGUGUUCAGCCAGUAUAGGCAGAUACAGAUAUUUGUGGAUUUGAUUGAAGCUGCCAGUAUUUUGUGCCUAUAAUCAAUAAAUUUGAUUAUUUAAACUGGACUAUUUGCAUACCCAGAAAUAAAAAGGGCUUUAUCCAGGUUAUACUUAGCAGGAUGAGAAUAAUGAAGAUGAUUGUUUCAUAGGGUCGCUUCUGAAACCCAUUGGAGACUGGUUAAGCCAUGGAAGAAACUCAAUAUUAGUUAAGACCAACACUAGAUUUAUUUGUUAAACAAACAUGUUUGAUUCUAGUUUGAACUAUAUUUGUGCAGCUCGGUAAAAGACUUGAAGUUCAAUUCAAAACUUUUGUUU